Molecule: messenger RNA, 1521 nt
Organism: Archocentrus centrarchus (flier cichlid)
Lineage: Eukaryota; Metazoa; Chordata; Actinopteri; Cichliformes; Cichlidae
Product: hyaluronidase-5-like
Exons: 8
Coding region: 1-1521 (506 amino acids)
Biological process (GO): hyaluronan catabolic process; carbohydrate metabolic process
Cellular component (GO): acrosomal vesicle
Molecular function (GO): hyalurononglucosaminidase activity
Source: RefSeq, a predicted model, not a curated record
AUGGGAGGAGAUAAGAAACAAGCAUUAACCCUCAAAACAACACCGCCUGCCCUUUCUAAAAAGUCACAACUCCCUCCCUACAAAACCACGUCAUCUCCUCCAGAAGUAACAACCACUCGCCUUGCACCUGCCCACCUUCCCCACGCCACGGGCCCGCUGUUUGAACACCAGCCGUUCACUGUUACUUGGAAUAUCCCCGAUCUAGUGUGUAACAGAUACAACAUCUCACUGGACACCUCACCCUUUAAAGGAGUGGCCACACCUGCCAAGGUUCCAGGACAGUUUCUAUCUCUUUUCUACACAGAUCGAUUGGGUCUUUACCCACACAUAGACCUCAAAAGUAGGAAAAAGUUCCAUGGUGGCAUCCCUCAGAGAGCUAACCUGAAAGCCAGUCUGAACAAGGCCAGAGCAGAUAUUAACUACUACAUCCCAUCCAGGGCAACCAGAGGCCUGGCUGUGAUAGACUGGGAGGAAUGGCGCCCCCUAUGGGACAGAAACUGGGGAACCAAAAGAAUCUACCAGACUUUGUCAGUGGCCCAUGUAAUGCAGGCUAACCUCUCCCUCACAGUAGAACAGGCCACAGUAAAAGCCAAACAACAGUUUCAGGAGGCAGCAAGGAAUCUUAUGUCAGAGAUGUUGGCCUUGGGCAGAGCUAUGAGACCCAACUAUCUUUGGGGCUUCUACUUGUUCCCAAACUGCUAUAACUAUGGCUGGCAGGACCUGCACUACACGGGCCAGUGCUCCAUGGAGGUGAGGAGGCAAAACGAUGAGCUGCUCUGGCUGUGGGAGUCAAGCACGGCCCUUUACCCCUCUGUGUACCUGCAGAGCUCUCUAGCAGACAAUCCCAAAGCCGCUCUGAUGGUGAGAAACCGCGUCCAGGAGGCUUUGAGAGUGUCCGCCCUGCCCGGAUGGAGAGCUGCUGCACCCGUGUUUGUUUACAUGCGUCCUGUCUUUGUUGAUGACAACAAACGCUUCCUCAGCCAGAGGGAUCUGAUCAGCACCGUGGGGGAGAGCGUGGCAGUUGGAGCAUCUGGUACUGUGCUGUGGGGGGCCAGUGCUGACUAUGAUGACCAGACGUCUUGUGAAGCUCUCUCAUCCUACCUCACUUCCACCCUCAACCCUUACAUCACCAAUGUCACGACAGCUGCCCAGCUGUGCAGUGACUUCCUGUGCAGAGGGAAUGGCCGCUGUGUCAGAAAAAACUACAAAUCCAACCACUACCUCCACCUAAACCCUGAGAGUUUCAGAGUCGUGCGUAUUCAGAAACGCUACUUUGUUCUAGGAAGCCCGAGCUUGGCAGACCUGAAGUCCUUAAGCAGGAGAUUUAACUGUCAAUGCUACAAAGGACUGAGUUGCACUCCUAGGACAUACAGCGAGCUCGCCAAGGCCCUGAUGUUUGGAGUUAAGCAAGGACUGUACCAGAACUCCCAUACUUCGAGUAAAUAUGCAUUAGAUGACACUCAGCAAGCCAGCACAGCUAAAGAUAAGAUUAAUAAGAACUUGAAUGCAGCUAAUGAUUAA